Thrips palmi is the source of this 2234-nucleotide messenger RNA. RefSeq names its product glycoprotein 3-alpha-L-fucosyltransferase A-like. Gene Ontology annotation, cellular component: membrane. The coding region runs from base 111 to 1322 and encodes 403 amino acids. The record is from RefSeq and is a predicted model, not a curated record. The transcript is spliced from 6 exons. Gene Ontology annotation, molecular function: alpha-(1->3)-fucosyltransferase activity. Lineage: Eukaryota; Metazoa; Arthropoda; Insecta; Thysanoptera; Thripidae.
GCGUGUCCACCACGGCGCACCCGGCGCCCAAUCUGUGGCCGCCCGACGGUCCGGGCGCGUCGGUGCGGCCGGUGCCGUUCCCAGUGCACCCGGAGCGGCUGCCCUGGUACAUGACGGACGGCAAGCGCAGGCCCACGCCCGUGCUCAAGGACCCGCGCACCGGGCGCCGCGUGUCCCGCCUCUGGCCGGAGGAGGAGGUCGGCGGCGACCGCGUGCUGAACCAGCUCAUGUUCGUGCCGCCGGAGCCGGAGGGCGGCGCGCCCGCCGGCGAGCCCAAGCUCAAGAAGAUCCUGCUGUACAACGGGUGGGCGUCGUGGGGCGGGCUGGCGCCCGGCCGGGCCGUGUUCGAGCGUGAGCAGUGCCCCGUGGACACGUGCACGCUCACGGACCGGCAGGACGAGGCGGGCACGGCCGACGCCAUCCUGUACAAGGACUACUUCCGCCACCCCGACGCCCCCCGGCCGCCGCGGCAGAUCUGGAUCCUGUACUUCCUGGAGUGCCCGUACCACACGCAGCAUAUCAAGUACAACGACGUGUUCAACUGGACCGCCACGUACCGGCGCGACAGCGACCUGGUGGCGCCGUACGAGCGCUGGGCGUACUACGACCCGCGCGUCAAACAGCGCCCGCUCAGCGAGAUGCCCAACUACGCCGCCAACAAGACCAGGAAGGUGGCGUGGUUCGUGUCCAACUGCGCGGCCCGCAACGGCCGCCUGCAGUUCGCCAUGGAGCUCUCCAAGCACAUCCAGGUGGACAUCUACGGCGCGUGCGGCCAGCUCAAGUGCCUGCGCAACGAGCCCGAGCGGUGCUUCGCGCUGCUGGACCAGCACUACAAGUUCUACCUAGCCUUCGAGAACUCCAACUGCAAGGACUACAUCACGGAGAAGUUCUUCGUCAACGGCCUGGGGCGGAACAUCAUCCCCAUCGCCAUGGGCGCGCAGCCCGAGGACUACGCGCGCUCGGCGCCGCACCACUCCUACAUCCACGUGGACGACUUCGAGUCGCCCAAGGCGCUGGCGGCCUACCUGCACAAGCUGGACCAGGACGACGACCUGUACAACAGCUACUUCCGCUGGAAGGGCACGGGCCAGUUCAUCAACACGCACUUCUUCUGCCGCCUGUGCGCGCUGCUGCACGACGACUUCCGGCCCAAGUCGUACCGCGACGUGAACGCGUGGUGGCGCGGCCCCGGCGUGUGCACGGCCACCUCGUGGCGCAAGCAGGGCAAGCACAAGUUCAUCCUGCCGCCCGACGACGACCGCCAGGGCCGGCUGGACCGGCAGGACCUCCGGCAGGACCGCGGGGAGAGGAGCAAGGACUGAGAGAGACUGACCCAACCCUCGGCCGGCGCCAGCCACGGCGCGGGACGGCACAGCGCGCUCCAAACGUCUAGCAGGGAAUCUUGAAAGAAAUCGUGCGAACAUAGUGCGAACUAAAUUUGUUCCUGACUCUCUUGUAAGAUAUGAAGGGAAAGAUGAAGGAAAACAUUCGUUUCCAAUAUGUUUGCACAAAAGUCUUUCUACAAUUACAAAUGGAGUCAAAUUUCUUGGAGAGACAUUUGAGUGCAGCAGCAGGAGGCUUGUGAUGCUCGGUGGCGGUCUUGGCCAUGAGGUCCCCCUCCGAGCCGGGCCCGAAAACGUCCCGGGCAGUCCGACAAACCGCGGCGAAGGUGAUUGUGCGCGCAACGACUGAGAGUGUGUUACCAGGAAAAGAGCACAAUUACUGUGAUGAAAGCAAUUAUGUGAUAUUGAAACUACAAACAAAACAAAGAAAAGAAUUUAAACGUUAAAAAGACACUACCAAGAAUAACCAAAAUGUACAGUUAAGUAGCUGGGCACAAUAACCCUAAUUGUAAAUUUUUAGAUGAAGAGACGACAAAGUUUAAAAUUCGCGUUGCCAUGUGUGUUCAGCGCAAGGUGCUAUCGUUGUAGUGUGACAGUCAAUUUUGCGAAAUCCAAACCCUGAAGGGGAAGUUUCAAGUCAAGGCUGACGCACAGCUUGCCUUUAAAGCCAAGUCCUCGAGUUUUUAACUUCCUAAUUACAUAAAUUAAUUGUAGACAGUGUUGUUAGGUAACAAUUUUCUAAAGGUGGACGGAGCGUUGUAAACGUUGCUGUUCGUGUAGUAAUAUUCAAUGUCAUGUUAAACGCGUGUCUUCUUUUCUCGCCACAUUUGUAUAUAAUCAUCAACUCUAAAUGUUCAUAUAAAGUUCAUAUUAAAAAUAUUCCAUUUCUAA